GUGUAUUGUAUGUGUCUGUUGUUUUAGUGUGGCUACCGAAUUUCUGAAAACGCCAACAGUGUGACGUGUUCGUUGCAAAAUCAGUAUGACUGUUGGUAUUGAUCGAACGAAUGGACUGCUAGAGGGAGCGAGUGAAUGAUUCGACUGAGACCGACUGAUCCACUUGGUCUUAUGUCGCUCCAUCUUUAACAAGCUUCUUCUGGGCUCAUUUGCUAAAGAUUUCCAUACGCCCUAAGCCAUGUAUACAAGAUGGUUGUGUCAUCGGAGAAGAGUGAAGGUCUCAUAGGAAGGAAGUUGUGAUAUCUUGUUUUCUUGUACUUGAACUUUUCACUUUACGACAUGUGUGUGUGCAGAUACUGCAAUCUAGUUUGAGUCAUCUAUUUUUUAUUAAGCUUAACCUACCCCCUGCCUAACAUUUGACUCCUUGACUGGGAAAUAAUCGAAAAUUGGCAAGUAGGUCCAGGUAAUUUCGAGCUAUUGAUCUCUGCUGCCAUACUCCACACCUGUCAGAGGACAGCCCAGACUGCUUGUCUGGUAGGAGCCGACGCGUCGGGUUGAAGUCCCUCGCCGUGGAUUUCUAUUUCGAUGAUGCGCAAAGGUGACAAUAUGUAUCGAGGCAUUAAACUUUCAAUGGACAAGGCAAUUUGUGGGGGCCCAUCUCCCAACGAUCAGAGCCCCGGGCCAUGAAUUCUUGGAAGAUAUUCAGCCAGCGCUUUUGUCUCGAAGCCAUGGAGCUAUUGACUGAUGUGGUGUUUUAACGGGAGUGUUUAAUAGAACGGGGCCAUGAUUUGGAUAGGAGCUGUUCCUAUAGUCGACUGACAGUUUGUGAUGCUGUGGACAUUUGGAAGUGUAAAGUGUUGUGUUGUGAUGGUUUACUGUUCAGUAGGUGAUUUUCUACUUUUCAAAAUCCCGUAGCUUGAGUCAGUUCUCGUCCGGUUUUGCUUGAGGUAUUUUGCUGUCAAUUUGGGGAAACCGAUAACGCUGAUGACUGCCUCCAAACUCUCUAGCAGCGCUACAUUUCAUCAUUCCUCGUUCAUCUCACGCCAGACCCAGACGCUAAGCGUAAAGGCUCUUACACUUAUCUUAGGCCUGAAUUAAACUACGAGAGGGAUUGAGAAGUGGUGCGUUUCCAAUUGUCAGCGUCGUUUCUUCAACAUUUGUACUUGUAGUGUUUGAAGUGAGGCUUUGAAGGACGAACGUCGCCAAGCUUGUUCACAUCAGCUACAUAUGGUGCGUUGGUAUCCGGGCCCAGUCAUUGCCAUGGACACAAAACCCUUCGCUGUUUUGUUUUAGGAUCAAAGUGUUAUAGCGGAGUUCUAUAAAAUCGAUAUUAAGGUGUGACAAACUCCCCGAUAUAUGAAGCGAAAUGGUGGCUUUCACGGGUAUGGCAUGGAUUGCAUUGUUUAAAGGAAGUGUGAAGGCUAGAAUUAUCCUGGACCAACUGGGGUUCCUAUUGUCCUCUCAUUGACUAUUUUGGAGGUUUGGCUGAAACACUCAUUCAUAUCCAAAUGAUGUAAGCUGUGCUUGGUUUUUCUUUCACAGUGUUUAGAUUUAACAUAUUUUUCUCAUUGGUAUUGGUGUCCUGCAAAUUAAGCCAAAGUGGAGGCAAUAAUUAACGGCGGCAUAGUCCUGCAGGAGCUCAACUCUAAUUCGGAACUCUCCUUCUAUAAAGACGGAAAAAUAGCUGUCCCGGAGAUGAAUCACAGCCGCCAUUCUCACCAUGCUCGAAAAGCAAAUCACACGAGAUCUCACGCAAACAGCAAGCAUGUGCAUGCGAACCACCGUCACUUCCAUCAUAACAAAUUUACCGGUGGUGGUCCAUCCAGCAACUUUGUGGAGUUGGAACUUACUGGCACGGCGCUGUCAGCACAAGGGCUUGACAGCGUUCUGGGAAGCUUUGCGACCUAUGCUCGUUUGAAGGGUAGGUACGAUGACGACUGGAUCGACCGCCUCAACCACCUGUACACGACCAUCAUCCUCGUCAUCUUCACCAUUGUCGUCAGUACUAAACAGUAUGUGGGGGAACCUAUACAUUGUUGGUGUCCAGCCCAGUUUGAGGACAGCCAAGUCGAAUACACCAACAACGUAUGCUGGAUCUCCAAUACAUACUACGUACCCUUCGAGCAAUCGGUCCCCCGCCAUGGUCAGAUGAAGAAAGAGAAGGAAAUAGGCUACUAUCAGUGGGUUCCUAUGAUUCUUCUCUUUCAAGCCCUCCUUUUCAAAGUCCCUUGUAUCUUAUGGAGAAUCCUAACUGCCUCUGCUGGUGUUAAUCUUGACAAGAUUGUCACUCUGGCGGCAGAUACUGCUUAUAUAUCACCCGACGACAGGGAAAGAACUAUAAAACACAUCGUCCGGUAUAUGGAUCGAUGGCUUGAAAAUGCCAGGGAAUACAGGUCUGGUUGCUUCAUUCGGAUUCGUCAACAAAUCGCCAAGUACUGCUGUCUUGUUUGGGGCAAACGCUAUGGUAACUACUUAGUGACCCUCUACAUGUUCAUCAAGCUGUUAUACCUGGUAAAUUCUGUCGGCCAGUUGUUUAUACUUAAUGAAUUCCUGGGAACGAACUUUAAUGUGUAUGGUUUUGAAGUUAUGGACCAUUUGGCACGUGGCGAAGAUUGGGGGGAAUCCCCGCGAUUUCCCAGAGUGACACACUGUGAUUUUGACAUUCGACAGAUUCAGAAUGUACACUCUUAUACAGUGCAGUGUGUGCUGCCUAUUAAUUUAUUUAAUGAAAAGAUUUUUAUAUUCGUUUGGUUCUGGUUAGUUUUUGUGUCCGCCCUAAGUGCCGGUAACUUCUUUAUAUGGGUUUACACUAUGAUUUUCCGCCAGCAUCGUUUAAGGUAUUUGAAAAAGUUUCUUCGCGUGAACGACUGCUACAAAUCAGAGUUGGACAAAAAGAUGGCGGUGAAAUUCGGGGAGCAGUAUUUGAGACAGGACGGGAUAUUUGUGUUGCGUCUGGUUGGCAAAAAUGCGAAUGACGUUCUUGUGUCAGAGCUGAUCCUUCAGCUGUGGAACCAUUACAGGAAUAAACCUUUGUUUAGGCACGCCAACCAGAUCAGUGAUGAUAAUAGUAAUGUUUGACUAGCCGUGCAGAAAAUGCGGACAGUUCAAGUGGUACUUCGCAUGUUGAAGAUAAAGUACGGGUCACUGAGGGCCAACGAGGAGGAGACGGAGCCAUGCACCCAUGACAAUAUUGAGUUAGUUCAGCUCGAGCCCCUCCAGAGAUCAAAUGGUUUCAGUAUCGAGGCUGGCGGGUCUGAAUCGGAAACGGAAACAGAAUCUGAGAGUGAUCAGGAUAUGGAAGAGGCUCUCAAGGUUACAAAGGUAUAGCCCAAAUCCAAAUUUGGGACUGUUUAUUAGACGUGAAUGAUCCUUCGAGGACCCGAUUGUAUAGGUCUUAAUCUAAGCCAAAAUUUACUCAUUAUUCACCGUUUGAAUUAACAAGUGGCACCGUCCAAAUUACUGAACACAUCCAACGGCGAGGCUAGGUUCGUGUGCCAGCUGACUGACAGAGCUUCCUGAUUUUGGUGCUCGUGGAAAGUGAUCACGUGACGGAGAAACUGUCAUAACUGAUGACGAAUUAUGAAAUAUCAGACCAAAUAUGAGCACAUAACCACGUGACUAGAAACAUUAAAUCACCGAAGCCUCUUUUUUCAAAAUUCGAAUUUUGCCAAAUAUUGCCUCAUGCGCUCUUAUCACUUAUAUAUUUGCCAGUCCUCAUUGGAUUUCACGAUCAAAGGAUACAUCAUUCAUGCACUUGUGUCAUUCCAAGCAAAAACAGAAUAAAAAAAUAUUUCUUUUUUUUAGUAAAAUUUCACCAAUGGGUGUAAAUAAGGAAUAUACUAUUCUUAGCUUAGAGUACGGGAAGAUAGAGUUGGACGUCAGUGAUACAAGUAUGGCGUUAAACCGGAUGCGACGUCAUUGGCAUCAUACAUGCAUGCGUUCUACAGACCCUCCUAGCAAUAAGGAAGAUGCAAAUGGUGGUCCUAGACCCGUCGUAUAUCAUUACGUUAUGACACCAAUAUUGUGAUCAUCCUAAAGAUAGCCAGGUCGCAUCCUAGUGAUGUUUUUUUCACGUAUGGAGGUAAUCAUACAAACAUUACAUUUAUCACCAUCUAUGGUUACCUCAUUUCCAUUGUCACAGGAAGACCAAGUUUGGAUUUCUAUUGGAACUAUAUGUAUUGUAUUAAGUACUGUUUCCGAUUGUAGUGUAUAACAUAUAUGGUUUUUUGCAAGUCAUUAACGACAGUGUAAAUCAUUUUGCUUAAAUGAUAGUACGCUUCAGUUUGCCUUAAAAAAUAGACAAUAAUGCUUAGGUUGGGGGAUUUGAUUUAUCUAUAAAACUAUCCAUAUUAAUUCAUCGUUAUAUCACCUUAGUAACUAGAAUCUAGUAUGUGUAGAUCUGAGUAAGACUUUUGUUUGAUAAUUCAAGGUAUUACCAUGUUAACCUUGGCCAGUGAGAUUCCUGUAGAUACUUAGAUGUCAUGGAAACCACGGGUGCUCAAAUAACUAUUUAUUGUUAUAUUUUGUAACCCUUUCAUUGAAGUCGACGGCUUUCGAACGGUUCGGCUGUUUCCGUUUCACGACGCGUAACAUACCGGAAAAAGACGAACUAUUUUGAAAACUAGUUGGCUGUUAGGGACUUCCACAAGCACCAAUGUCUGUCAUGGACGUUUCGAAGUUUAUAGUCAUCCAAACUCGGUCCUUUCUCUGCAUUAACUUAUGUAAACUUAUGAAGUUAUAUUUAUUGUUUAAUGCAAAUGUAAAAUAUCUGAAGCCAAAAUUGUAUUACUGUACAAAGAAAGGGAUACCCCCGCACCUGAAUGUGUGUUAGCGAGUGUGAUAUUUAUGUGAGACUGUAACCACGUUCUUGUUUUUUCACAUUUUUAUGUGUACAAAGUUUUGAAUAUCAUUACUGCCCUUAUGAACUCAUGCAAUGGUAUUCGUCUGUGAUUCGAGACAAUUGUUGUUUAUUUUGCUUUCAUUUGUUACGAGCUUCUAGUCACAUAAUCACAAGUCUGUCCUUUGAUCUGUAGUGAAUUCAAACAAAAAUCUCCAAUGGUAAACUUUAUCAUCGUUCGCAAAGGUAUUACUGUUUUUUGGCGUUGUGAAGUAUAUUAGUGAUGAUAAUUCAAUAAAAAAACGUACAAAUUAUGAAUUAGUCCCGGGCAUAAAAUCAGGUAUUAUGUUGAAAAUCAUUUUGGAAAUUGGCUCAUGUGUUUGUUUAUAUAUUAAUGUCAAUAAAGUUAACCAGUGGAGAAUAUUUUAUGUCCUUCCUAGUGUAGCUUUCUCAAUAAGGCCGAUCUCAUGUUACUUUUUGUCGGUAAACUCCGGUAUUUUCCGUCAACCUAAAAUUCGAGAAAUAUUCAUGAAACAACGUAUCUAAAAUAUUGUAAACUACAAAAAAAUAAUCAAUCCUGAGAAAUACCGGAGCUUACUGAAUGCAUUCAUUUAUAAUGCAUCAUAAGUAAGAAGAAAGGGGCGAAGUCUGAUUUCAUUGCAUCUUUUUCCAUCUUUAAAAAGUUGUCUUUUAAAAUAUGUUUUUUCCGUUAUUGAAACUUUAUUGGUGUAGCACAGUCAGACUUUUUCAUAAAAUCAUUAUAAUAUUUCCGGUAAUUAAACAUGUAUGUUUCAUUUAUAAAUACAAUAUGAUAAUGGACAUGACUAUACGUAUAAUCCCAUGAUACAACAAUCAAAAUGUCAGACUGCUUUUUCUAGACUUUAUCGGUCACAAUUUAUUAUUCAUCAUCACCUACUUAAAUGACUUAUAAUCUGAUUAAACAACAUUUAACCAUAUGAAACAAACAGUGAAAUGAAACCCAUGUUGUAUACUUAAGAUUAUUCUUACUACUUAUACUUAAUACAUUAUAUUUACAUUGAAAAAGACAUAUCCAUAUAGGAAAUCAUUAAAUUGUACGAGCAUUUUGGAUUUUGUCUCAUUUUUAACUUUUACGUGAAAGAGUUAUUACAUUCAUAUAAAUAGAUGUUUAUGGAAUAGGAAUCAAGACUAUUUAUAGACAAAAUAAGAUGCAAAGUGGAUGGGGUGGCUGGAGAAACUACGUUUGCAUAUCUUCUAGUGUUUUCAGCUUCUCUUCGCUGUACCCAUCAUAUUCUAUUGUUUCUUGUUGACGUCUUCAUUAAGAUUUUGGCCUAAAAUGGUGGAUUUCCAUUCACCUCCCUCAAAUAGUUUCUGUCAGAUGGCAAUAAAUAUUUUUACAUAGUACGUUUUUUUCAAACCUAGCAAAAUAUUGGUAGAUAUUGUAUAUGUGAUUAAACUUAUCAAUAUAAUAUUUCGAUACCAAAGAAAAGUUACACCUGAGCAUUUUUACGCCUAUUUGAGAUAUGGAAAAUGAGUUUAACAGCUCAGAUAGUUGAUAAAAAGGUUAGUAAAGGUUAGCAAUAUUCUGUUUCUGCUUAGUAUUUAAAAGGUUUUAAACUUUGAUCACUUUCAUGUUCUGUUGACCCAAACUGUGAAAUAAAUUGAAAUGGAACAGUUAGAUUGUACCCGUGUCCAUCCGUCAUAUAGAAUCCUAUAAAAAUGUUAUGUUGUUUAAAUGGAAAUAUUUAGAAGGUAGUUGAACUAUUACUGAAGACAGUCGUUGAUUUUUAAUUUGUUAGAAAAACUGUAAAAAUUGCCAAAUGUGAUAUAUAGACUGUGUUGGUAUUGAGAGAGUGUUGUAGUUAUGAAAGUGGAACCGGUUUCCAAAACUGGAAUUUAUUUCUAAGCACUUUUGAAACCUUGCUGCACAAAUCAAAGAAUCGAUGGUUCUACAUUGUACAUAAGCGCAAGACGUAAUAAAGCACCUGGUUCUGUUUUCGUUUUUAUAUGUAUAGAUAUUUUGUCACGAGAACUAUUUUCUGAGGAUAUAUAUAUAUUUGCUUUUUAUCUAUUUUCAAACCGGUUCCAGUUUCAAAUAACAGUUGACUCACGGCUGCAGCACAUUGGGUUGCAUGCAUAUCGAUUAUCCAAUGAAACCUCAGAAAGUUGUGAAUUAACCAUCAUGCAUCAAUAUUAGAACGCAGUUCAUGCAAGAAAAUGGGUCCAGUAUGAAAUAAUUUAGUGUUAUUUUUACACACUAGUCUAUAACCUCUGUAUUACAAUCUUACUGAUUAUCAUUCAUAUUUGAAUAUAUCUUAAAUACAUUUUUCAGUAGUAAUUAAGUAGAUUUGGGUGAAACUUUACCACUGAUAUAUCUGUUCAUUGUGAAAUAACAUUCCUUCAUUCGCAAAUCACCAUUGUGGUUUGCAGGUAAAAGUAUUGUACAUGCAAAAUAUAGUGUUCACUCAAGCAAAUUUUAGAGUUUAUUUGAUUUAGAUAAAACUGUAUCAUUAUUUCCAUUACGAAUAAACUAUGCACCGGGA
Molecule: messenger RNA, 7359 nt
Organism: Haliotis rufescens (red abalone)
Lineage: Eukaryota; Metazoa; Mollusca; Gastropoda; Lepetellida; Haliotidae
Product: innexin unc-9-like
Exons: 2
Coding region: 1696-3078 (460 amino acids)
Source: RefSeq, a predicted model, not a curated record